Messenger RNA from Musa acuminata AAA Group (dessert banana), 1242 nucleotides. RefSeq names its product AT-hook motif nuclear-localized protein 1-like. The coding region runs from base 209 to 1165 and encodes 318 amino acids. The record is from RefSeq and is a predicted model, not a curated record. The transcript has 6 exons. Lineage: Eukaryota; Viridiplantae; Streptophyta; Magnoliopsida; Zingiberales; Musaceae. Gene Ontology annotation, molecular function: minor groove of adenine-thymine-rich DNA binding.
UAAUAAUUAAAAUUCCUCUUUCUCUUUGCCUUUACAUGCACUGUUCUCUCUUCAUCUUCAUGUUUCCUUUUGGUUUUGUGAGAUCUGUUGUAUUCCACUCGAUGAGAUAGAAGACGAGAGAAGUUAGAGCUGGGGAGAACCCUAGCGAUCGGAAUCCGGCGGUGUCGAGCGCUUGAUUUUGGAGAUUCUUGGAGUAGUUCGUCUCGGUAUGGAGGGCAGCGAACAAGGAGGGGCCCUUUCUCCUUCGGUCGCUGUGGCGGCAGCGGUGGUCGGGGAGGAGAAGCCCGCCAGCGAGAUCAGUGGGAUGGCCGCGGAGCCGAUGAAGAAGAAGACGGGGAGACCGAGGAAGUACGGGCCGGACGGGAGCCUGCUUCGGCCGCUGAACCCGAUGCCGAUCUCGGCGUCAGUGCCGGCAGGCGUCAAGUACACGUCGGCGGCCGCGGUGGGGGCGACGUUGAAGCGGGGUAGAGGGCGGCCAGUGGGUUCGAUGGCCAAGACGCCACAGUUGGGAUUCGAUUUGGAGCAUUUAGGAGAGAUGGGAGCCUGCUCUGCCGGCGCAAAUUUCACACCUCAUGUCAUCACCGUUGCUUCUGGCGAGGAUGUUACCAUGAAGAUCAUAUCAUUUUCACAGCAAGGGCCUCGAGCAAUUUGUAUUUUAUCUGCUAAUGGUAUUAUCUCAAAUGUCGCACUUCGUCAACCAUAUUCAAGUGGUGGUACAUUAACUUAUGAGGGCCGGUUCGAACUGCUCUCCUUAUCUGGAUCUUUCAUGCCAACCGAAAAUGGUGGAACGAGAAGCCGAUCGGGUGGUCUAAGUGUUUCUUUGGCAAGUCCAGAUGGUCGAGUCGUCGGCGGAGGAGUUGCUGGUUUGCUGGUGGCUGCAAGUCCAGUGCAGGUUGUAGUGGGAAGUUUCUUGCCAAGUUACCAGAUGGAGCAGAAAAUUAAGAAGCCCAGACUGGAAGCUGGAUCAGCAUCGACACCACCGUCCGCCGCUCCCAGUUCCAGCGCAGACGCGGAGGAAGCUUUCGGAAGCGGGCAAGGGCAGCAGGAUCGGGCGGCAACCGGGAAACUGGAUCCUUCAACUAUGUCCCCUCUCGGGGAGGAAAGCUGGGCUGCUUCCUUACGGUCAGUGCCUGCAGACAUAAACAUGAGUUUGCCUGGAGGAUGAAGUCGCACCAGGGUCUCAUUUGUAUCACUGCUAAUCAUGCAUUUGCUUUCAUCAAUAAUAGACUUUAAAUGGUUUGA